AUGAAUUCUGGGCACACUGAGGAAUUCAAGACAAAUAUUGCCUUGACCUUACAGAAUAUUGACCAUUAUUUUGGUCAAAUUUGGGAAGAUCCAGUUGAGGUGCUCGUGAAAACUCUGUCCAAUGUUUGUCCAAAUCUUGCAGUGGAAGAAUGCUGUGAGAAGGGUAUUGAAUGGGCAACUAAAAACAGAAUAUGUACUUCUCUACCAUUAAUAUCCGAGUCCAGAGAAUGCAGGAUGACUCAGGUGCAGUGCUGCCACAGCCAGCUGGAGCAGGAGCACUGUUCCCAUGGGAUGAGGUUUGCCAACGUGCAGGAGGAGUGUGACUCACAUGUUGGUGAAAAUUCCACCUGUGAAGCAGAAUAUUUCAAGAUAUGUUGUUACUGUUGCUUGCUGGGAAGGGCUGCCCAAAUUCAAGGACAGAGUUGUGAGCCCAACCCAAAGAUAGGACACCAGUGUGGAAUUGUCUUCAAAACUUGCUGUCUGAAAGAUCAGGAAAGCAUCGAUGUGUCCAUCAGUGAUGAUGCUCCUAAGAAGGAGCAAGUUGAGGUUUCAAAGGAGGAACUAGACCAAGAAGAUCCUUAUCUGCAUGAUGGCUGCAGAGGUGGUGGCCCCUGCUCUCAGCAGUGCAGAGACACAGGAUCCAGUUACGUCUGCUCCUGCUUUGUUGGGUAUCAGCUCCAACCAGAUGGGGUCAACUGUGAAGAUAUUAACGAGUGUAUCACUGGGACACACAGCUGUGGGAUUGGCCAGACCUGUGUCAAUACUUUGGGAUCCUUUCGCUGCCAGCGGGACACGAGCUGUGGGACUGGCUAUGAACUGACAGAUGACAGUCGUUGCAAAGAUAUUGACGAGUGUGAGACUGGUACUCAUAACUGCCCCCCCGAUUUUAUCUGUCAGAACACUCCAGGAUCCUUCCGCUGCCGACCCAAGCAACAGUGCAUGAGUGGCUUUAUACAAGAUGCUCUAGGCAACUGUAUUG
Merops nubicus (carmine bee-eater) is the source of this 979-nucleotide messenger RNA. RefSeq names its product fibulin-1-like. The record is from RefSeq and is a predicted model, not a curated record. Gene Ontology annotation, molecular function: calcium ion binding. Lineage: Eukaryota; Metazoa; Chordata; Aves; Coraciiformes; Meropidae. The annotation marks the transcript as partial. Gene Ontology annotation, cellular component: extracellular region. The transcript has 9 exons.